Messenger RNA from Drosophila grimshawi, 2015 nucleotides. Its product is annotated as myb-like protein P. Lineage: Eukaryota; Metazoa; Arthropoda; Insecta; Diptera; Drosophilidae. The transcript is spliced from 6 exons. The record is from RefSeq and is a predicted model, not a curated record. The coding region runs from base 110 to 1393 and encodes 427 amino acids.
UUGAAAAACCCAGCCCGAAGCUUGAGCGUAUCCAAAAAUCCUGUUCCGGUCGUUGGCAGGAGCGAAUCUCACUGCAUAGUCGGCCCAAGAUCACAACACGUGCCGCAUUAUGACUUUCUACUGGUGGUCGCAUUGGUUCUGGAUAACCUGUCUGUGUGUGCAACUGUUGCCUCAUGUGCACACAUAUCCCAGUCAGGACGUGAGUCUAGAAUCGAGCACACAGCAGCAGCUGGAUCGGGCAUUGGAUAGGACGGAGGCAACGGAACAUGGUUCUGGCCGUCGGCAGACAACGAAGCUAUAUCAGACCACGUCCAGUCAGACAUGGACAACGGUCACCCAGCGGAAUAUCAUGGAUCUAACCAUUAAGACGACGCCGUCGGCGCCAAAAAUAACACCCGCAUAUGCAGACGCAGGUGGACAGCAAAAGGAGGAGGAGCAGCAGCAGCAGGAGCAGGAGCAGGAGGAGGAGCAGGAAGAGGAGUCAAGUGAUGCCAUCGAAGAUGUCGAAGCGCCCUUUUCCGAUUCCGUCGAUGAGGAGGACAGCAAUGGAGACGACGUCGAUAUGGAUGCGGAUGCUGAUGAGCAAAGUGACGCUGAUGGGGCAACGGUAAAGCUAACAAUGUCGCACAAUCAGUUCGAGUUCAAGCGCUCCGCUGAUUUUGCGGCAAGUGUUGCAGCUGAAGGAUCGUCGGAUCAGCUCAACAACUAUACGAAUUUUAGUCGUAUCACAAGGAAAGCAGCAACAACAGCAACAUCAACAAUAACAACAACAACAACAACGAGCCCGCCGAUCAACAGCACAGCAGGUCAAGCUGUGGCAGCCACACCAUCGACGCCCAAAAUCAACACCGAAUGGCUGUCGGAUGAGCUGCAGCGUGUCCCGUUCACGUUGGAGAACGCCAACAAGGAGGAUGAGCUGCGACGCGCCGAAAGCGAGCAUCGCUCCAGGAAAUCGAAAGUGCUGUCCGCCGAAUACAAGCACAUCAAUCGCUAUAUUAAUUUCUCCAGCGACAGCAAGAGUUUGCUCACCCGAUCCGCAUCCGCAGCGCCCAGCGUUUCGGAUGCUGAUGAAGGUGGCAACAUCUCAUCCGAGGCGCUGGCCAUUCAACGCACAUAUUUUUUGGAUGCCGGCUCCAUAUCGGCCAUAUGUUUCACUGUCUUUGGCAUUUGCUGUACGGUGGGCACCAUUGGCAUCGUCCUUUAUCGUCGGCGCUAUGUGAAUAAGCCGCAGGCUCUCAGCGAGCCCGACUCGAGCGUUUACAUCGAUGAUAGCACGAUGCGUGAUAAUUCGGAUGAGAUGUACAGCCUGGAUAACGAUUCGUUUCUCAACUCACUGGAGGCGAUGACAAUACAGAACUAUUGGACGGACACGGUCAAACAUACAAAGCUUUAAUUUCUGACGUCUGUUCUGGGAAUCUCUCCCUACUCGCCUAUACUUCCCACUUCCCACUUGCCCCUCCCAUCCCUCCCAUUAUUUAUUAUUUGAUUUUUGUGUCCAUGUGUCCAGUAUUCCAUCGGUUUAAUCCAUUUACCUAGCCCAUCUUUCCGUGUCCCAACAAACAACAUUGCGAAACCCAGCAAACAGCACACACAACAACAAAAACAAAAACACAUCAUAAUCAUUAAGUAGGCGCCUGACUGUGCGCAGCGUAGCAUUUAAGUGGGGUCCUCGAUGGGGACAAUUGUAUGUAUUUACUAAUUGAUAGGCAUUCGUGCAGCUCAAAUGGACUAGUAUGCAACCAGACGAGCGAUUAGUUUAAGCCAAACUACCAAAAUUAUGUUUAGUAUGUGUACUAUAUUUUAAGAUCGCAAUGUUAUUUGCUAGUUUUAACUGUUGAUACUGUCUGACGAUCUGUCUGCUGAUCUCCGAUCAUAUCGAGGGUCACUUCUCCGGACAUAUAUACAUACAUAUAUACAUAUAUACCUGUAUGUAUGUAGAUUUCCUUAUACUCCGUUUAACAUUUCAAUUCGACACUUUCUUUAUACUCGUAUAGAGUAAGAACUUAAUUUACUUU